AUGGUUUCUUGCGUCAUAGCGCGAGCUCAGGCGUUGGCCUGGGUGCUAGUUCUGGUGAUGGUGGAGGCAGAGGUACAGGAGAACUACUCACCUGCAUGCCGUGAGUUCAUGUACAUGGGCACACCACCACUGGGACUUGAGGACAAAGCACUACAGAAGAUUUGCCAGCGCUACAACGGCAAGCCACGUUUUGUCACCCUGUAUGAUACCUUUGACCACAUCCCCGUCUACUCUGCCUACACCUUCAAGCGCUCUGACGGCACCAAAAAGGUUGAUGUGCCCUGGAUGUACGAGCCACAGCUCUCCACAGUGUCUGAUUUUGGGGAGAUGCAGCCCUUUCCUCAAGGAGACCUCCAUCGCAGUUUUGAGGAUGCCCAAGCGGUGCUGGAAGACUACUCCAACACAGUGAACUUUGAGCGUGGCCACCUGAACCCUGACGAGCAUCAGUCUGACCCCAACGACAAGGCAGCCACCUACACCCUGACCAACGUGGUCCCUCAGGUCCGGGAGUUCAACAUCGGCCCCUGGAAGACCCACGAGCACACCAUACGCCGCCGCCUCAACAACUACUGCCGCGGCACUGCCUACAUGGUCACUGGUGUCACCACCUCCGGGAACAUGAUCCGCCGCCACAACAUUGACCGUGUGGCCGUUCCCACCUACCUGUGGUCAGCUUACUGCUGCAUCGACUACGACCGCAACGCGCCCUUUGAGGAGCGCACCAAGUUCCCAGCCUAUGCGGCCCACGGUCUCAAUGAGAAAGAGAGGCCUGAGGUGCUGGAGAUGUCUGUUCAACAGCUGGAGAACUUCCUCAAGAGUGUCACCUUUGUGGACAAGACCUUUCAGAUCUUCUAUGAUAAUUGUGUAUCACCUGAUAAUGGCCUGCACAUGACUUGA
Molecule: messenger RNA, 897 nt
Organism: Salvelinus namaycush (lake trout)
Lineage: Eukaryota; Metazoa; Chordata; Actinopteri; Salmoniformes; Salmonidae
Product: endonuclease domain-containing 1 protein-like
Exons: 2
Coding region: 1-897 (298 amino acids)
Molecular function (GO): metal ion binding; hydrolase activity; nucleic acid binding
Source: RefSeq, a predicted model, not a curated record